AUGUCCAUGUCCAACUCUGCCUGGCGUGCUUUGCACUACAGUGCAAAGCGUCGCGCUUUCCAAACCACUCCCUACCGCUGUUUCUCCUGUGCCACCCGCGUCCAGAACAAGCCCGACAACAAUCGCAUGACACAUUUCGGCUUCACCAAUGUCCCCGAGUCAGAGAAGGAGACACGAGUCGGCGCCGUCUUCAGCUCCGUCGCAGCCUCCUACGACCGCAUGAACGACCUCAUGUCUCUGGGCAUCCACCGCCUCUGGAAAGACCACUUCGUCCGCUCCCUAAACCCAGGCUCAUGCCUGCCAGCCCUCACAGCCGACAAGCCAGGCUGGAACAUCCUGGACAUAGCCGGCGGGACAGGCGACAUUGCCUUCCGGAUGCUCGACCAUGCCACGCACAUCAACCACGACAUGGAAACCCGCGUGACAAUCAGCGAUAUCAACGCAGACAUGCUAGCAGAAGGUCGGAAGCGCUCCCUUGACACACCCUACUACAACAGCAAGCGUCUGGACUUUGUCGAAGCCAACGCAGAACACAUGCCGCAUAUCCCGGAUGCGUCUGUGGAUCUCUACACUGUUGUUUUUGGAAUUCGGAAUUUCACCGAUAAGCAGGCUGCGUUGAAUGAGGCGUUCCGGGUUCUUAAGCCUGGUGGUGUCUUUGCUUGUAUGGAGUUUAGUAAGGUUGAGAAUCCGGUGCUGGAUACGAUUUACAAGAACUGGAAUUUCAGUGCUAUUCCGCUGAUUGGGCAGGUUGUUGCGGGUGAUCGUGAUAGCUACCAGUAUCUGGUUGAGAGUAUUGAGAGGUUCCCCAGCCAGGAGGAGUUCAGAGGGAUGAUUCAGAAGGCUGGAUUCAUGAUUCCUGGUCAGGGCUUUGAGAACCUUACUGGUGGAAUUGCUGCUAUUCACAAGGGUAUCAAGCCUAUUAACAAGGCUUGA
Penicillium salamii is the source of this 933-nucleotide messenger RNA. The record is from the annotation of a GenBank genome assembly. NCBI's taxonomy places the organism in Eukaryota, Fungi, Ascomycota, Eurotiomycetes, Eurotiales, Aspergillaceae.